CUCACUCUCUCUCUCUCUCUCGCACUUCGUCGAACGCACAGCUUUGCGUCGAGAAAAAUGGCGUCGUCGUCCUCCUCCUCCUCCUCCAAUGCGUCGAGCGAAGUCUCCAACAAGCUUCAGCUCAUCAAGCAGCUCCUGCUCGGCGAGUCCUCUCCGGUCGCGACCGCUUACCCCGGCGGCUUCCUCAGUUGCGCCGAGGCUUAUUGGGCCGAUGGAGCUGGCAAGGAACCUGAGCUCGGGUACUCGCGAUCGGACUCCGUUCGCACCCAGAACUCGAGCUCCCACUCGACCAUCGCUGUCUCGGAGCUGGAUUGCUUCCCCGACUCCGAUAUCUUCAACUUUGAUAUGAGUUCGGUUCCGAUUCACAACCCCGCCGACCUCUUCGAGUUCGAGGCCAAGCCUCAGAUCAUCGACCUCACUGCACCGGAGUCGUUUUCGAGCUUCUCCUCGAACCGGGACUCGAGCGGCUUCUUUGAGUUCGAAUCGAAGCCUUUGGUUUCGACCGCCAGCAGCUCGCUGCAGGGCGGCUCGAGCCAAGCGAGCCGGAAGCCAUCGCUGAAGAUCUCGCUCCCCAACAAGGUGGAGUGGCUCCAGUUCGGCAAUGGGGACCGGGCGCCGUCAGCGGAGGUCGAGGCGCCCGCGCUGGAGGAGGACCACCGCCACUACAGGGGAGUCCGCCAGAGACCGUGGGGGAAGUAUGCGGCGGAGAUCCGGGACCCGAACCGGAAGGGCUCGCGCGUCUGGCUCGGCACCUACGACACCGCCAUCGAGGCGGCGAGGGCGUACGACAGAGCCGCCUUCAGGCUCCGCGGCUCCAAGGCGAUCCUCAACUUCCCGCUCGAAGCCGGCAAGUCCGAGCCCAUGGCUUCGAGGGAUCACAAGAAGCGGCGCCGCGAGGAGGAGGCCGAAGCCGUGGCUAAGAGAGAGAAGUUGGCGGCGCCACAAUCCGGCGGGUACCGCGCGGAGGCGCCGUCGAACUGGACUUCGUUCUUGGAGGGAGAAGUGAAGGGGAUGUUCAACGUCCCCCCGCUGUCGCCGUUGUCCCCGCACCCGCCGCUGGGGUUCCCGCAGCUGACCGUUAUUUGAGGAAUUCUAAUUCAAUUCCUGCCCCUCGCUUUUAUUUUGCAAAUUUUUAGGAAGCGUAAUAUUUGUGCAUAGGUUGAAAAGAAUGGAAGAGAUUUGUUCAAAGGAUUGCCAAAUAAAAUUAUCUAUUUGAUGUA
Molecule: messenger RNA, 1220 nt
Organism: Rhodamnia argentea
Lineage: Eukaryota; Viridiplantae; Streptophyta; Magnoliopsida; Myrtales; Myrtaceae
Product: ethylene-responsive transcription factor 5-like
Exons: 1
Coding region: 58-1086 (342 amino acids)
Biological process (GO): ethylene-activated signaling pathway; regulation of DNA-templated transcription
Molecular function (GO): DNA binding; DNA-binding transcription factor activity
Source: RefSeq, a predicted model, not a curated record